Molecule: messenger RNA, 1769 nt
Organism: Dendroctonus ponderosae (mountain pine beetle)
Lineage: Eukaryota; Metazoa; Arthropoda; Insecta; Coleoptera; Curculionidae
Product: tRNA (cytosine(38)-C(5))-methyltransferase
Exons: 4
Coding region: 197-1192 (331 amino acids)
Molecular function (GO): methyltransferase activity
Source: RefSeq, a predicted model, not a curated record
AUAAAGACAAGAACUAGUCUGUGUAACCACAGAUUAUCAAACUAUGUGUGCAACUGCAACUAAUUAACCUCAAUCGUUUCAGAAUCAAACCACAAUCAAACAUAACCUUUCAACUUUAAAAAGCUCAAAUUUAAACAAAUAUGUUUAAAUAUUUGUCUUGAGGUGUUCCUGUUGCAUCCUAACUAAACGAGAACAAAUGCAAGUAUUAGAAUUGUAUAGUGGAAUUGGAGGAAUGCAUAUGGCUUUUAAAGAAAGUGGAAAGCCAGGAUGUAUUAAAGCGGCGGUAGAAAUCAACACGACAGCAAAUAGCAUUUAUAAAUAUAAUUUUCCCGAUACCAAACUGUUGAACUUAAAUAUUGAAGGUCUAACUGCUGAUACAAUCAAUCAGCUUGAAGUUGAUACGAUUCUCAUGUCGCCCCCUUGCCAGCCUUUUACCCGAAAUGGCAAACAACUAGAUAUGGAGGACGCUCGGUCUGACUCCUUCCAACACAUUCUGCAUUUGCUUCCAGACUUAGCAAUUAAAAACGUACUGAUAGAAAAUGUUAAAGGGUUUGAACAGUCUGAGAUGAGGAACUUACUAAUCAAAACUUUAACCGAAAACUCCUUUACAUAUCAAGAGUUUCUUCUCACGCCGUAUCAAUUCGGCAUCCCCAAUAGCAGACUACGAUAUUAUUGUUUAGCCAAAAAACGACCGGAGAAGUUCCAGUUUGAAACCCGAGAAUCUGUGAUGGAUAUUAUUCCAAGCCACACAAAUGAAUCUUCGUGCUUUCCAAUACAGGACAUUUUAGAGGAUGAUCUGGAAGACUGCAAUUUUAGACUUCAUGAUAGCACUCUAAAGAGACGACUUAAAGUAUUGGAUAUAUGUUAUAGAACCUCUAGAAAGUCGUGUUGCUUCACAAAAGCGUAUGGACGAUUUAUGCAAGGGACAGGAAGUGUUUUUACAGACCUUGACGAGGAGACUGUAUUCGAAACUUUAGCAAAUUUAGGUCGUAUGGACCCUGCUAGUAACGACUAUUUGGAUUUAGCCCAAUCAUUAAACCUACGGUUUUUCACUCCGCAUGAGAUUGCCAAAUUAAUGGGCUUUCCUGAAACGUUUUCUUUUCCACAAGAUAUCAGUAACAGGCAAAAGUACAUGGUGUUGGGAAACAGUAUCAAUGUUAAAGUUGUUUCUAAAUUAAUAAGGCAACUGUAAGAAUUUUUACUACUUUUUGCUCUCAAUUUCCAUCUCUGAUUUGAAGACAAAAAAUUAAUUUUACAAAUAUGUCAUAUUUUUUCGAGAUUUUAUAAUAUUUGGUCCUAAAAUGUAUAUUUACAAGUGGCUUAAAGUGAUUUUUUGCGAGCAGAUCCAUAUCUCUGAAGAAAUGUGAAUUUUGUCAAAUGCUGCGUUUUAAAAAAACUUUCAUUGUCACUAAUUCCUCCUCUGUAAUUUCCAUGUCUCGCCGUUCUUGCGUCUUUUCAACUUCCAAUUUAUAUUUUUGUGUAAUGCUCUUGAUUAUUUAGGACAGUCUCUUAAUAUAUCUCAUUUUUACAAUAAAACAGAAUAAUAGCAUGAAAAAUAACUCAAUUCAUUUCAUUAUUGACUACAUAGUUAUAUAUUACUUAAUAUACUUAGUAGAUGAAAAGUAUCAAUUUCCUAGUGCAAUAGAUUACAUGAGGAAUCUAAAGACAUUCAUCAAGGUAUCUUACAGAGACGUUUUUUAAUAGAUUAAAUAAUAUUAAAAGCGGAAUUGUAUGAGAACAUUAAAAGGGAUCACGUUGGUCAAUGUUAA